GGCCCGCCAUCUCUGAUUUCAAAGUCGGGCAUGCAGUGGAACUUGUCCUGGGCGAGGAGGAUGUCUCCGGGGUGGUGCGCUUCUUGGGUUCCACGCGAUUUGCGCCUGGGGAUUGGGCUGGAAUCAGGUUGGAUGAAGCCGUCGGAAAGAACGAUGGCACGGUGAAGGGCCAAUUCUACUUCCAGUGCGAGAAGGGGCAUGGCAUCUUCGUUCGGCCCGCAGCUAUAUGGAAGAAAGGUGACCAGGCAGCGAAGAAGAUUGUCAAGUCCAAAGUGCCACCUGCCGAUCAAAUCAAGCAAGACACCACUGCAGCGCGGAAGGCCAGCAAGGCACUGGGGAAGAGGCAAAGUGAGGUCUUGGAGAGAGACGGUGAACUAGAGGAGGCGCCUGAAGCCGCUCAUUCCCCAAAAGGAGGCCUGGAGGACGAGAAUGUUUCGAUGAUGCAGAGACACCUGCAACUGGAAGAGGAAGAGUGCAAACGGGCUGAAGAAGAGCGAAAGACUGAGGAUCUCGAAAUGUUGGAAGCGGAGGCUGCGCAGAGAGCAGCGGAGCUCAAGACGGAGCAGAUGCAACAGGAGUUGAAGAAGCAUCAAAGGAAAAGUGUUGUGCUCCAGAAGCAGCUUACAGCUAGCGAAGGCAAACUGGAGGCUGCAAAUGCAGUCUCCACCUCUCAAUCAGACAAGGCAAACCAAUUACAAGCAUCAUUGCGGAAUCUGCGCUUAGAGCAUGAAACAACCAUAGCUCAAAAAGAAGCUUUGGAACGAGAGCUGUCACUCAUGAAAGAGAUGCUUCAGGAGUCUAGGCAGGAGGCGAGUGCGUUGCAAUGCCACGAAAGCAAGAUGGAGCAAGUACUCCACGACGAGACCCAAACAGCAUCAUCCUUCCAGAUGCGGCUGCAGCAGCAGGAGGAAGAGGGGAGGAGAUGUCACAAUGAGUGCAGUGCACUGCAGAAGGCCGUCGAUGAUGCGAUUGAAGAAGCGCGGCAACUGAACCUCGAAAACCAAGCCUUAAUGGAGAAAAAGAAGGGCCUGCUGGCAAUGCAGCAGACCUCCAAUGCGCGCAAGGUCCAGUUAGAAGCAGAAGUAGUUACCAUACUACAAAGCAAAUUGGCAGCUCAGGCUGAUCAGAGGGAAAUAGAGUACAAGAAAGACUUGAUGCAGCAAGAGCUGAAUGCAGCUCGAGAGGAAAGAGCGCUCCUACAGAAGCAGCUGUCUGCCAGUGAAGGCAAGGUGGAGUCUGCCCAUGCUGAUGUGCAUUCUCAUGCGCAGAAGCUGAGCGAAUUGGAAGAAGAACUUUUCAAGGCACAAUCAGAACAUGUGAAAUGCAUGCCUUGCAAGGCGGCUUUGGAGCAAGAGGUCGCAGCUUGGAAAGAAAAGUCUAAGCACCAGCAUACAGUGCAUACAGAGAUGCAAGUUCGUCACCGCAUCAUGCAAGAGAAAGGUCAGAAGCAAACUCUGCAGUUGGAGGAGGUGACUAGAGAAAAGGCAGAAGCUCAGAAGGAGGCCCAAUCAUUCCAGAGAGAACUGGAGCAGAAGCAGGAAGAGGAAAGAAGCAGUCAGGAGGAGCAAAACGCUGUGCAGCUUCGAACGGAAGAACUGAAGAAGCUUCAUUUGGAAGUGGAAGACUUGGAAAGAAGGCAUGAGAGUGCUAAUGCUCGUGGGGAUCGCUUGGAAUCUCGAGUCCUGGAACUGCAAGAGGCCCAGCUUCAUGCCGAUGCCGAGCGUCUUGCAUCGCAGUUCACCGCCGAACUGAGGCAGCAGAAGCUCGAGGAGGACACGGUGAUGCUGCGGAAGAGGCUGGCAGCCAGUGAGGACACGCUGGCGACGGAAGCCGGAAAGCGGGACGCCGGAAAGGCACAAAGCUGGCAGGCGUCGUAUUAUCGAAGCCGCUUGGAGUACGAAGAAGCCGUGGCCCAAAGAGAGGCUUCGGAACAAGGCUCGUCGUUGUUGGAGGAGAAGCUUGCGGAGCUUGGACAGGACUUGUCGGAGAUGCAACGUCAAAGAAACAAGAUGGAACAUGAGGAAAAGGAGUUGAAGCAAGCACUUCAAGAGAUGACUGGAGAACGGGUGCGAGCUGAGACAGAGGCCCAAUCACUUCAGAUGAAAAUGCAGCAGAAGGAGGAAGAAUGGAGGAGAAGUGAGGAUGAGAGAAGUGCACUGCAGAAAGCGGCCCGUCAUGCUGAAGAAACGACAAGGAAGGUGAAUUUGGAGAAGGAGGAUUUGUUGGCAAAGCAGCUAACUUCCCGGGCAGAUCGAGAGAAGAUGGAAGCAAAGGUAAUGGAUGCGUUGAAGGCCAAGGUGGCACAUGGAAAGGAACAGAAGCAAGCACAGUACAAGAACGAAAGCCUGCAACAAGAGCUGAAUGCGGCUCGAGAGGAAAGAGCGCUCCUACAGAAGCUGCUGUCAGCCAGUGAAGGCAAGGUGGAGUUUGCCCAUGCUGAUGUGCAUUCUCAUGCGCAGAAGCGGAGUGACUUGGAAGAAGCUCUUUUCAAGGCACAAUCAGACCAAGUGAAAUCCAUGUGCCAGAGGGAAGAGUUGGAACAGAAAGUGGUUGCUUUGAAACUUGACCUGGAGGAGUCUAGACAAAGCUAUCGUCAGAUACAAGUGGUUAGGACUACGAUACAAUCUCAAAAAAAUCACAUCAAGCGAGAAUUGGAGGACAUGACUCGAGCAAAGGAGAAAGGAGAGCAAGAUGUUACAUCAUUUCAGAUGAAACUGCAGCAGAAGGAGGAAGAGUGGAGGAGAAGUGAGGAUGAGAGAAGUGCACUGCAGAAAUCUGCUCUUCAUGCUGAAGAAACGAUAAGGAAGCUGAAUUUGGAGAAGGAGGACCUUCAAACCAAUCAUCAUGCUGCCAAUUCACGCGGAGACCGGUUGCAAGUUAAGGGGAUGGAACUGCAAGAAGAAAAAGCCGCAUUUCAAGAAGAGUAUGUUGAAGUGGUACUAAGGUCAGAACUGUUUCAACAGGAGCUGAGUUCAGUUCGCAUGGAGAAGGCGGCUUUGCAAGAGUUGCUUUCAGCAAGGGAGCAUGAGCAGCGUGAGCAACGUGAGCAGCGUGAGCUGGCGACGAAACAGCAUGAAGCCACCUUGAAGCUGCGCUUGGAGCACCAAGCGUCCUUGGCCCAGAAAGAUGUAGAGCUUGCAGCCUUAAAGCACCAGCUGGAAGCUCAUGGGCGAAAAAUGCAGGAGAUGCAAAGUCCUGAGGUGAUAAGGAGGGAGUACAGCAAGCAUGAGUUGAAUCGAAGCUUUGGAGAGAAGAAUGCCAGGGACUACUGUGCAGCGGUGGGACUAGCUGCAGAUGUUGGAAUUCCCCCAGAAGAACUUCCGCCCGUGUAUAGUGCCUUGGCUGAGAAACUGGUGCACUUCCAAGGCCUUUGUUGGAAACAGCACUGGUUCGAGUUAGUGGACUCUUUGAUUUCAGCCUUAGAGAAGAAGGAGGGACUCUCGCAGCCCCUCGUGUACCUGUUGAAGCGCUAUGAUGGGAAGGACGACCAGGGCCGUUCAGAACGGUGCAUGGGCCUGCCGGUGUUCGCGGUGUUUCACGCGGCCACUCUUGGUGGUGCUGGUGACUUGCUGUUCCUCCCCACUCAGCCAGGUGAGGCGCAUCUCACAUUGCGAAGAGAGGCAGAUUUCAAGCUGGACCUCUUCUAUGAGCAGAGUGCCACAGUCACGAUCCGCGGAGGGCACAGCCAUGAAAUCCACAUGCGGGUGAAGAAGGGCCUUCUCUCCGAUGCGCCGGGCGAGACGCGGGACCGAUCGGAGGAGGAGAGAGUUUUGGCGGCGCUGCGCGGGACGCUGAAUGGGGUCUUGGGCGGCUGA
Messenger RNA from Durusdinium trenchii, 3815 nucleotides. Lineage: Eukaryota; Dinophyceae; Suessiales; Symbiodiniaceae. The record is from the annotation of a GenBank genome assembly.